Molecule: messenger RNA, 927 nt
Organism: Emiliania huxleyi CCMP1516
Lineage: Eukaryota; Haptophyta; Isochrysidales; Noelaerhabdaceae
Exons: 4
Source: RefSeq, a predicted model, not a curated record
AUGGGCGCGGCGCCAGCCUUCAACACGCCCAAAGGUGCAGACCCGGCUGGCGAGGUCGCGCUGAUCUGCCCGUCCACCCUCGCGUCCGCGAUCGCCAGCGACGACCCGCCGCUUGUGCUCGAGGCGACCGUGGGCUGCGCUGCGUCGGGAGCGUCCUGCUUCGUUCCUGGCGCCGUCCUGUUUGACCUCGCCGCAGUGGACGUGUACGAAGAGGACGCGACAGGGUCGCCGUUGCCACUGCCGGGCAACUACAACCUGCGCCCGCCGGCGGCGCUACGUGCCGCGCUCGAGCGCCACGGCGUGCGCGCAAGGCGCCGAUGCGUCGUCUACACACAGUGCCGGCGGCACACGACGGCGGCGCGGGAGGCGCAGGAGCGAGGGCACCACCACCGCUACCGGCCGGCGGCGUCGCGCGAGGGCGUGGCCGACCCGAUCGUGGCCGCGCGGCUCGUCUGGUGCCUCGCCUACGCCGGCGUCGAGCGCGUCGCCCUGCUCGACGGAGGGAUGAGUCUCUGGCUGGACGGAGGCUUCCCGGUCGCGGGGGAGCCGUCGCCGGCUGCGCCGGUCGCCGACUUCUUCGACGGGCGCGGUGGCGCCUUCCCGCGCCGCCCGGAGUACCGCGCCAGUGUUGAGGAGGUGGCGGCGGCGGUCGCUGCGAGCGGAGGCGGCGGCGGCGGCAGCGGCGGGCUGCGGAUCGGCGACGUGCGCGCGCCGUGCGAGUUUGCGGGCGAGGGGCACGACUACGCCUACGCGAUGCCGCACGGCCGCAUCCCUGGCGCCCUCCCCGCCCGGUGGGGCCCCUCCACCUUCGUCGGCAGCGAGUACUACGCGCCCCGCACCGGCGUGCUGAGGCCGCUGCGCGAGCUCGCCGCCUCGUGGCGGCAGGCGGGGCUGCUGCAGCGAGGCUCGCGGCGGGCGGGCGGGGCG